UUUUACAAGUCUACUAUUAUUGAUGCUAGCUAACCUAGAAAUAUAUUAUAAUUAGGUAACAACCAGAGCUUCCCAAAACCCAGUAAGCUAGAGCUUGAGAAAGAUCGAUCAGAGAUCCAUGGACAAAAGCAAAGUAAGCACAGCAGUUGGAGGGGAGACUCCAGUAGGAUUAAUUACGGGUUCAAGAGAUGAUGAGUUAGAAAGUGGCUCCAUGCGCACAGCCGAGACUGUGCUGCGGCUUGUACCCAUGGCUUUUUGCAUCUCAGCUCUUGUUCUCAUGCUCAAGAAUUCUCAGACUAAUGACUUUGGCACUCUUUCCUACUCAGAUCUUGGAGCUUUCAGGUAUUUGGUGCAUGCCAAUGGCAUAUGUGCUGGCUAUUCCCUUCUGUCAGCUAUCAUUGUAGCCAUGCCUCGACCAUCCACCAUGUCCCGAGCCUGGACAUUCUUCUUCCUUGACCAGGUGUUGACAUAUGUAACCUUGGCGGCAGCCGCCGUGUCUGUGGAGGCGUUGUACCUGGCCAGAAAGGGGGACAUUGCCAUCACCUGGAGUGCAGCUUGUGUGUCUUUUGGUGGAUUCUGCCACAAGGCCAUAACAUCUGCUGUCAUCACAUUUAUUGUAGUAGUCUGCUAUGCACUACUUUCACUUGUCUCCUCCUACAAGCUUUUUAGCAGAUAUGGUGCACCAGAUGUGAGCUACCCAGGCAAGGGGAUUGAGGUUGCUGCCUUUCACAGUUAAUUUGUAAACCAAUUUCACUUUAUGGCUUGCGCUGACCACCAAAACAACCACCAAAGUGUGUGGCAUGUGCAUGGUUUGGAUGGAUAAUAAGUUAUGUUCUACUGCUUAUACGUAAUUAUUCAAGUAUCCUUCUACUUUUCAUGUACUCCAUAUAUGUUAAAACUUGUAUGUAAAUUAAGAAGAGUUCUUUUUCGUA
This is a messenger RNA of Ricinus communis (castor bean), 932 nucleotides long. Its product is annotated as CASP-like protein 2A1. The transcript is spliced from 3 exons. The record is from RefSeq and is a predicted model, not a curated record. NCBI's taxonomy places the organism in Eukaryota, Viridiplantae, Streptophyta, Magnoliopsida, Malpighiales, Euphorbiaceae. The coding region runs from base 119 to 736 and encodes 205 amino acids.